CGUAUUCUUAUCUGUAUUACUCUGUAGAAACAUGUCCCAACUGGUAGAAAUCCCUGUCUCCUACGCCGAUAUCUUGGUGAAUUAGAACUUCGUUAUAGUGUAUGAGCUCUGCUUUUCAAACUUACAUACUUGUAAUUUAUACGGAAAAAGGAAAUUUUUACGAGUUUCGUGCUCAUUGAAAGUGGAUUAGUAGUGAAAUUGAACUGAAGCUUCAAAAGCGACAGGAUUUAAGGGUUCUUGAUUCAUUUGUGUAUCACUUUGGAAUGAUUACUGAUAGCUAUUCGAAAAUGUUGUCGGAUGUCGGAAUGCGAUCAAUGCGCGGAGGGAUUGACGAUGAUUACAGCGAAGACAUUGACGUGUUAUGGAGAGAGCAGUGGAAGCGGGUCACAGAGGAAAGUGCGCAAGAGCUACAGCGGGAGCGUCAGCUAGAGAGGGAGCGAGAGCUUAGUGCCUUGCGGAGUGGUUCAGCUCCGCCGACUGUGGAAGGAUCCUUGAGCGGUUAUAGAGGUAAGUUAUACAGCGGAGGCGGCGAUGUUUAUGGAGUAUCGGAGGAGGAGUUGAGGUCGAGGUCGGAUCCGGCCUACAUUUCAUACUAUUACAAGAAUGUGAAUCUGAACCCUCGGCUUCCGCCACCAUUGCUGUCCAGAGAGAUUUCGCCCCUAGCACGGAAGGAAUGGGGAGCGGAUGGGCUUAUCGGAUUGCCAGAAUUUAGCUUAGGGCGUCAGCGGAAAACUAUGACGGAGGCGAUUCAGGAUGAUGUUGCUGAGGCUUCUGAGUCACAAUUUAUGCAUUUAUCUCAAAAUGUUGUUUCAACCAGUACUUCUCGCACUUAUGCUUCUGCAUUGGGCGCUUCACAAUCAAGAAGUACCACUUCUGAUGCCACAGAUUUGGUUGCUGGUUUGUCUGGCUUAAGUCUGUCUGUGAAUAACAUGCCAGUAGGUGAAGGCAGCCAUCCAAAGUAUCAAAUGGAUCAUGAAACUGACAAUCAGAGGAACUUCAUGAAUUUGCUGAAUGAACAGAGCCAUGUCAGGGAACAUCCACCGUUCUCGGGUUAUGCAGUUGGUGGUUAUGGCAUGAAUACUUCAUCACCGUCCAUAUUGAAAAACCAGCAAAUGGGCCUUAAUAUGCCUACUUCAUAUGAUUCUUUUGCUUCUGGCACAUCAAUGAGUGCCUCUGGAGUUGAUUUUCAAGAAAUGGGGGGUGGUUUCAACUUGGGACCUAAUUUUUUAGCUUCUAAUCUCUCCAGAGGUGGGACUCAAAGCAUGGGAAGCUCAGUGCAAAAUCAACCGAUGGAUCCCUUAUCCAUUCAGUCCUUGAGAUCUAGAGAAUUUGCUGCAUUUAAUGACCCAACACGUAAUCGCGCAGCUAAUGGAAAUGCAUAUAUGGAUUUGCUUGAACUUCAGAAAGCUUACGUAAGUGCGUUCCUUGCCUCACAGAGGCCACAGUAUGGCCCUGCUUGCUUUAGUCAAAAUGGGGGCUUAGAUCAUCAGGGUUACUAUGGUGGUAUAUUCCCUGGUAGCCCUCUGGCAGGUCAAGCUCUUCCAAGUUCCCCUUAUGGACCCAGCAGUCCUUUCAGGGGUGGGGAAAGGAACAUGCGUUUUACAUCAGGAAUGGGUAAUAUAGCGUGGCAAUCUGAUCCAAUUUCUAAUAUCGAGGGAAGUUUUGCAUCCUCAUUGUUAGAUGAGUUUAAAAUGAAUAAAACUAGAUGUUUUGCAUUAUCAGAAAUUGAAGGUCACAUUAUUGAGUUCAGUGGUGAUCAGUACGGAAGUCGAUUCAUUCAGCAAAAACUUGAAACCGCUACUGUUGAUGAGAAGCAUAUGGUGUUUGUGGAAAUCAUGCCUCAAGCCUUAUCCUUAAUGACUGAUGUUUUCGGCAAUUAUGUAGUGCAAAAGUUUCUUGAACUUGGAAGUGCAGCUCAGAUUAGAGCAUUGGCUGACAAACUAACUGGACAUGUUCUGGACCUUAGCCUUCAAAUGUAUGGCUGCCGAGUCAUCCAGAAGGCUAUAGAGGUGGUCGAGCUGGACCAAAAGACAACUAUGGUCUCAGAGCUUAAUGGUCACAUCAUGCGUUGCGUUCGUGAUCAGAAUGGGAAUCAUGUAAUCCAGAAGUGCAUUGAAUGCAUUCCCGAAGAUGCUAUUCAAUUUAUGAUCACUAAGUUUUAUGAUCAAGUCGUGACUUUGUCGACCCACCCAUAUGGGUGUCGGGUGAUACAGAGAGUCUUGGAACAUUGCCAUAGUUCUGAAACCCAAACAAAAGUGAUGAGUGAGAUUUUACAAUCUGUUAUCAUGUUGGCACAAGAUCAGUAUGGGAACUACGUUGUUCAGCAUGUACUGGAACAUGGAAGGCCAGAUCAACGGUCUGUUAUAAUUGGUAUGCUGAUGGGCCAUAUAAUUCAGAUGAGCCAACAGAAGUUUGCCUCCAAUGUUGUGGAGAAGUGCUUAACUUUUGGAACACCUGAAGAGCGUCAGCUCUUGGUGAAAGAGAUUCUUGGCUCUGCUGAUCAAAAUGACCCUCUUCAGGUGUUGAUGAAAGAUCAGUUUGCAAACUAUGUUGUGCAAAAAGUGCUUGAAACUUGUGAUGAUCACCAACUUGAACUUAUCCUGGACCGGAUAAAGAUUCAUUUGAAUGUUCUGAAGAAAUAUACUUAUGGAAAGCAUAUAGUUGCGCGUGUAGAAAAACUUGUUGCAGCUGGAGAGAGGCGGAUAGAGUUUUUGUCAUCGUACUCAGCAUCAGGUGAGAUGGCAUAGGAAGAAAACUGUACAGGUAAAAGAGGGCUUAGACAGAGUGUCCCUUUUCUCGUGUCCUGGUUUAGACAGUCCCAUAGAUCAGAGUGAAUGUUAUUAGGAAUAACAUCUGAGGUAUGAUUGUAACUUAAAAACAACUGUAGAUUUGUUAAAAUAUUCAGGAUAUACCUGUAACAUAGAAUGGCAGGCUGAGAGAUAGUAAAACAGUCUAUGGCCGGCCCCUGCAAGGAGAGCUUAAAGGUAUAUUUGUAAAAGUUGUGAGGGUGUAAACAAAAAGUAGGAAACCUGUAGGGGUCUGUGACAGAAAUUGAUAGCUCCAGGCAUUUCCUGAGUAUGGGUUUAUAUUUUACUUAUGUAAUAACUUAUGUUUCAUAAGGCAACCUUUUUUCUGAUACCUUUUAUGGAAUAUUAUUGUUAUAUGGUAUAUCAGGGAUACUAUUGAAUAUGAUGUGAUGUUCAUGUAUGUAAUCCUUGUACACAAA
Molecule: messenger RNA, 3226 nt
Organism: Cuscuta epithymum
Lineage: Eukaryota; Viridiplantae; Streptophyta; Magnoliopsida; Solanales; Convolvulaceae
Source: the annotation of a GenBank genome assembly